This is a messenger RNA of Helicoverpa armigera (cotton bollworm), 6284 nucleotides long. Its product is annotated as roundabout homolog 1. NCBI's taxonomy places the organism in Eukaryota, Metazoa, Arthropoda, Insecta, Lepidoptera, Noctuidae. Gene Ontology annotation, molecular function: protein binding. The coding region runs from base 287 to 3982 and encodes 1231 amino acids. The transcript is spliced from 12 exons. The record is from RefSeq and is a predicted model, not a curated record.
CCGCUUUGGCUGCCGAGGAGGGUGCACGCUUUUGGGCGGCAAAUCCGCCCACGGAAAAUUCGUAACGCCGGUAAAAUUUUUGCUAGUGCUGUGUUGUGAACGAACGACUGUUGAUUUGUGAUUGGACUUGUUGGUUUUUUUAUGGAUCUUUUGGAUUGGUAUAAUGCAGAGAUAUCUUCUGACCUAAGUGUAUCUUUAGAUGAUAGAAAAGCGAGAAAAUGUUAAAGAAACCGUUCGUUCAGGAACAUCACUCGUUAAGCUGAAGAUGUGGUAGUGGCCAUCCACCAUGGAUACCUUCGCCGUGGUGACAUCUUUACUUGGACUGAUAUGCUUCUGCUCAGGUCCAGUAAAUGGUGGCAUGAGCGAUGACUACGUCAGCACGGGAGAAGCGCCCUACAUCAUAGAACAGCCUAUCGACGUCACAGUAGCGCGUCACCAGCCUGCGACCCUCAACUGCCGCGCUGGUGGUUCCCCCUCUCCCACCAUUCGAUGGUACAAGGGAGGCGUCCUCGUAGUCUCCGACACCCACAGGAGCUUACUACCCGCUGGAGGACUGUUCUUCCUCAGAACCACUCAUGGAAGAGUACACUCCGACGCUGGCGUGUACUGGUGUGAAGCCACCAAUCCUUACGGAACAGCAAGGAGCAGAAACGCAACUUUGCAUGUCGCUGUUCUUCGUGAGGAGUUCAGACUGGAACCAGUGUCGACUCAGUCGGCUCAGGGUGAAACUGUGAUACUGGAAUGCUCUCCACCGCGAGGGUCACCAGAACCUACCGUCUACUGGAAGAAGAAUGGACAGAUGCUGCAUUUUGAUGGCGACUCCAGGAUGCAUUUAGUCGACGGUGGCAAUCUCGUAAUACAAGACGCCAGGCAAACCGACGCCGGAAGAUAUCAAUGUAUCGCGAGGAAUGCGGCGGGAACGAGGGAAUCGGCCAUAGCGAUGCUCCGAAUACACAUUAAGCCGUACUUAAUCACGGGCCCGGAGGACGUGGUGGCGCAGACUGGAGGCAGCGUCACAUUCCAGUGCCGAGUGGGGGGGGACCCCCUCCCGGACGUGCUGUGGCGGAGGACCGCUGGAGGUGGAAACAUGCCACUCGGCCGCGUCAAAGUUCUUGACGACAGAAGCCUCAGACUCGACAACGUUAUUCUAGGGGACGAGGGAGAAUACGCUUGUGAAGCUGAUAAUUCUGUUGGCGCUGUGAGCGCUAGCGGGUACUUAACUGUUUAUGAUCCACCUUCAAUAACUUUAAGACCCAAUUCGGUGAAUGUAGAAACCGGGACAAUGGCCACAUUCACUUGUUCGGCCACAGGCAGACCAGAACCAACUAUGUUCUGGAGCAUAGAAGGCAAUAGAACUAUCAUCUUCCCCGGUACAUCUAGAGGCAAAUACCACGCGACCACAGUACUAGAUGGAGUGACUGUACUAACAAUCAACGACACAAAUAAAAAUGAAAGUGGAAACACGAUAGUUUGUUCGGCGGUAAACUUCGCUGGCAGUUCGUUUGUCAGAGGGAAACUAACCGUGACGUCAGACGAUGACCGCCCACCGCCAAUCAUAACAAACGGGCCCUCUAACCAAACGUUACCUAUAAAAUCGAUGGCAGUUUUCCCCUGUACAGCAGUCGGCACACCUGAACCAAUCAUCGCCUGGUAUUUCGAAGGGGAAGCAUUAAUACAAAAUCAUAGAAGGAAUGUUACUAAUGACGGCACUCUCAUAUUGAAGGAUUUGGACAAAAUAGACAGCGGUACUUAUACGUGUGUCGCGUCCUCGCAUCAUGGGAAAUACGUGUGGAGUGGCGUGUUGCUUGUCGAUAGCCCGAUUAAUCCGAAUAUUCAUUUUUUUCGAGCUGCCGAUGUGUCGUCUCUACCCGGACCACCAACAAAACCUCUAAUAUACAACGUUACAGAAACGAGUGUCACUAUAACGUGGAAUCAGAAUAACAAGAUUGGCUCAUCAUCUAUACUCGGAUAUCAAGUAGAAGUAUUUUCUAGAGAAACUUUAUCCGGGAAUAGCACUCCAAGGAAUUCGAGAGGUUGGGUAGUAUUGGCGAGGCGGGUCCAUCAUACACAAUUCGUAGCAAAAUCUUUAGUACCCGGAGUCACUUAUAUGUUCAUAGUUCGGACGGAAAAUUCCCACGGGCUGUCGGGUCCAAGCCCGGUAUCCGACGCUGUAACGAUUGGUGACGAUGCAAACUCUUUAUGGGAGACCGGAGUAUUUUCAAAUAAUACGGAAUUCAGAAACAAUAUUCUAACCGACAACAUUGUAGAACUGAUUGAAGCCACACCGAUUGACUCGAAAACUAUAAAGCUCAUGUGGGAAAUACUAAAUUUUUACUACUUGGAGGGUUUAUUCAUUUAUUUCAGACCCCUAGACAAUAUAACGACCGAAUAUGAAAUGAAAACUAUUUUGCAUUCCAACGAUGUCUCGGGAUAUGAAAUAACGUCUUUGCGAAAAUAUACGAAAUACGAGUUUUUCCUCAUACCAUUCUAUAAGAGGUUUGAGGGGAAGCCCUCAAAUUCCAGAGUUGCUCAAACUUUGGAUGAUGUUCCCGACGGUCCACCAAUUAACAUAGAAAUGUUCAUUUUAAAUACUACAACCGUUCAUUUAAAAUGGUCCCCUCCGGAGGCCCAUUUGCAAAACGGAAUUAUUACCGGUUACAACGUGCUGGUUAAUUGGCUGGACAUACCUGCGAACAAAUCCAUGGUGGCCAUCAACACGACCGUUCAUCAAGCCACUAGUCUAAUUAUGACUAAUUUGACGUCAGGUGUCAGCUAUUCGGUCCAAAUUGCCGCCGAAACUAUCGUCGGGCUCGGCCCAUUCAGCCAAAAAGUAUAUUUAAAUAUCGAUUCUCGCUCCGUUGGACUCGACCCUUUAUCCAGAUACCCGAUAAAUGGGGAGGUGUCUAUAGUGGCUGGGGACUUUGUUAUGGAAACAUGGUUUUACUUUUUGAUUGGAGCGAUUGUUCUGUUCAAAAUAAUUGUGAUUGGCGGCAUUAUUUACGUGCGGAAGCACAACAUUUUCGCCAAAAAGUCUGCUCUCCCUAACAUUUAUGAUUCCAACGGAACGAGCUUAGUGACUCAAAUGAACAUAAAAGCGGCCGUGUCUUUGUCUCAUCCGCUCAGCAGUUGUUACAACAAGAACACGGUGACAAAAACUGAGUCACUGUUGUGGAUGGAGAAUCAGCCGGGAUUAUGCAUGUCCGGUACUCAAACGAAUCAGGGCAAAGAGAAAGCCAACUCAGAAUACGACAAAGUUACUCACCAAUUACCUGAAUAUGCUGAAGUGACGUCUUCUCGAGCGAAUGCAAAUGAAUGGAACACAAGUAAAACUGCAACUUCACCGGCGGCGUACGCCUCGGUUACUUUAGUUGCCAAUACCAGGCAAUGUGUGAGUUCAUUGGGUUGGUUUCCACCAACGGGGAAGAAUGUUGAUUCAUUCGACAAUCGGUACGCCCCUGAAGAGGAAAUGUAUCCAGCCAGCAAUGGAGGCUACUAUAACAGGAAUGUCUAUAGUGAAAAAUACUUCCAAGGUCAUCCAAACGUCCUUAAGUUUUACGACUUGCCUUCCUUAGAGAAGACUCAGAAGGCUCAAAUAAGAUACAAUCAGAGCCUAGAUGAUAGAAAAGGUGAUAAAAACUCAAAGACUGACGCCACACAGUCCCUAAUAGGUCGCACUUAUGGGAUUAGUUCUAGGAAAAAUUCCGAAACGGAAUCGACUUAUAGAGCGUUUGGUGAAGAGGAGACAGACGAGGAGAAUUAUCCAGAAGACGGUGGUUAUGACGAGCUGCAAGCGAUGCAGCCGCAGCGGCAGAGACCACAGCAUCAGUACGAGAGGCCUAACUUUGACAACGAUGCGACGCGGACGCUGGCCAGACUGACGUCAUUCAGACAGGGGCAAGGGCUGACAGGUGCCAAGCCUAGCCUGGCCCCCACCCAUCCUCCUCCAGCGCCUCACCCCCGCGUCGACUCUGUAACGCGGUAGUAUCACGCCUUGCCGGUUUUCGGCGACCUGUGCCAAACGGACGUAUAGACCGAUAUCUUUCCUAAUAGUGUAGUGACGUCACUAAGAUCGCAGUUCUUCCUCACGUUGUACAGUUGCAGUAUACUCGUGUAGAAAGAGAAUCGUGAUUCGUUUGUUUUUUUCAAAGUGAAAAUGUGACAGUGAGUGACUUUGUUUUGGAUUCCUGCGGACUGAAAAGGCCUAUAUAAAAUAUGUGAUUUGAAAACUGAAUUGGCCUAUUUAACAGCGCACAAUAACUGACAGUGAUUUAUUUGAUGUUUUUUUAAUCAUAUAUUUUCAACUAUUCCUAGUCUUUGUAUCUAUAGAGUAUUGUAAAUAUUGUAAAUAAUAAUUUAACGAAUACGAAUGUUCUUGAAGUAACUAAACUUGGUGAAGUUAAUCAAUUCUGAUAAAUGUUUACAAUGUUAUUAUUGGAAUUGGAAAUUCAAUUGAUAUAUCCGUCUGAAUAUCAAUAAACGAAUUUGUAAUCCUAUAUCAUUAGUGUAAGUGUAAAGAAUUAAACUAGAAACAACAAAUUAACGCUUGGCAAUAAUUUGAAGUAACAUUACCUUAUUCAAUGAUUCAUAGCAUUGUAAAUAAUAAUACUAAUAGAUUUGAAACUCGAACGAUAGUGUUUUGUUUCGGUACUGCAUUUAGAUAACAAUAAUUUAUUCGAAUAAUAAAGUUAUAUUAUUAGUUCUAUUAAUCUGUAUUUAAUUAGUAUUAUUAUUUAGUUUAUUUCAUGUGCCAUAUGUAGAGAUCAUAGCUAAAUAAUAAAUAAAGUAACAUUGGAGUUGUGAGAUAAAAUUCAAAUGAAGCUUUUACAAAACUAAAAUUAUAAUCUACGUAAGAUCAUGUGAUAUGAGUUUAUAUAGCCACUUGUUAUAAUAUUAAAUAGCACGACUUGUAUUGCAUAUCAAAUGUAUUUAGUCAUGUAAUAGUUAAAGAAUGUUAUUAUUAUUAGGACGCUUCCAUAUCUGAGAAAAAAAAAACGAAAUUACUCUAACAUGUUAAUAAAAUUAGUCCUUCAUUUUGUAAAUAAAUAAAUAAUGUAAAAUGGAGUUGACUCGCCUUCCUCACUUCGUAAUGAAUGUAUCAAAUGUUGUUUUGUUCUGUCGACUGUUAAAGAGACUAUUUUAGGCUGAGAUCACAAGAUCGCGAGUUGCGGUGACAAAACCAAAUGCCAGAGACAUUAAUCUAAAUGAGAAACGUUUAUAGAAUUCUUCAAAGAAAGUUCAUCAUGAGACUUCACGUGUUUUCAUUUAAAUGAACGUAAAGACUAUAUAUAGGCACAUCUUAAAAUGUAACAGCAACCUAGAUACCAGACUGGAAAAAAUACAAAAAAAAAAUCUGUGUCUUCGUCUUUUUUCCACUUUGGUUUCUAGACCUAUAACUCUCGUAAAAUAACUUUGCCGUUUUGAAUAUAGCCACUUGUUUGCUUAUUCAGAGCUUCUUACCGUCAGAGCGGCAAAAUCUUUACAUAGAAGCUGUUAUACCAUUGCAAUUAGGGUUCACAUUACGUAUAAAAUCUGAUAAUUUUGGUUUCCGAUAUUCGCGAUCUUGUGUCCUCGCCCUUAUUUAGAUACCUUGCCUUGCUAUGUACAGCAAAUUCAUAUAACGUAGGUGUUAGACUGCAGGUUCUUAACAGAAUUCUUGGUAGUUCCUAUUUUCGCACUUUUCAAAAAUAUCAGAGCAAUAGGCAUUUCACGUAAUAAUAUUAAAACAUGUUUGUUAUUAACAAUAAAAAGCCACAUUUUUUGUUUAUUCAAGCAGAAAAAAACUUUGCUUUUAUUAAAUAAAAUUGUAAAGAGAUCGCAAAAUGUUAUGUUUUAAAUCGUAAAUCAAUAUUUAUGCAACGUCAUAAAGGUUUAACUACUCAUUUACGUUUGUAUGCAUCCCACUUUAUUUCUUUUGCGUAUCGCAAAAAAAUGCGUGCAAAAUGCACUGGUUUGUACAUUGAAAACUAUAAAAAUGUUAUAGGAAUGCGCUCGAUGCAAACAUAUAGGUUUUAUUUAAAUAGCCAACAAACGAAAUGUGUAGAGAGACUUUUAAAUAACGAAUGCAUUAAAAACAAAACAGCAAGGUGUCUAUUUAUGAAAUUGAAACUAAAAUAACAAAAGAAAAACAUUGUAACAAGCCCAAAGGCCUAUUUUUAUGUGCGAUAUGAUACGACCAUUCAUUGAAAUAGAUGGCAACACAAUAAUUAUUGUAAACUUGAUGGAUUUUAAUUUUUGUAUUAGUCUUUGGAUACCUAUUUUUAAUAAAAUAAUUUAAAUACUAAUAA